AUGUUUAAUGGUGGUCAAGUAGCUGUUCUCGGUCAUGGUGGUACUCAAGCUGCUGGUGUCGUUCGUCGUGGUCGUGGUCGUGGUCAAGUUGCUGUUGUGGUUCGUCGUGGUCGUGGUCGUGGUCAAGCUCCUGUUGUUGGUCAUCGUGGUCGUGGUCGUGGUCGUGGUCGUGGUCAAGUUGCUGUUGUAGUUCGUCGUGGUCGUGGUCGUGGUCAAGCUCCUGUUGUUGGUCGUCGUAUUGCUGGUGGUUAA
Molecule: messenger RNA, 252 nt
Organism: Rotaria sp. Silwood1
Lineage: Eukaryota; Metazoa; Rotifera; Eurotatoria; Philodinida; Philodinidae
Source: the annotation of a GenBank genome assembly